GCAACACGCAGAACGCCGCUGUGAAUGAUGACGAGGAGGAGACCGUCUCCGCUAUCCUGCGUAAGGUGGAGGACUGGCUGCAGCCGUUCCGGGUUUCCAUGGAGACGCUGCGUGACGUGAGCGUGCGGCUGAGGCGGGACCUGAUCCGCGGCCUGGGCAAGCACACACACCGCCGCGCACCCGUCAAGAUGCUGCCCACCUUCGUCAGGGCCACGCCCGACGGCACAGAGAAGGGGGACUUCCUGGCCCUGGAUCUGGGCGGGACUCAUUUCCGUGUGCUGCACGUGCGUGUGCUGGAGGACCAGCAGAAACUGCUGAAGAUGGACAGCCAGAUCUGCGCCGUCCCCCAAGAGAUCAUGCUGGGACCAGGGUCACAGCUCUUUGACCACAUCGCUGCCUGUCUCUCUGAGUUCCUGGAGUCUCUGGGGCUGAGAGAUCAGGUCCUGCCCCUGGGCUUCACCUUCUCCUUCCCCUGCGAGCAGAAGGACAUCGACAAGAGCAUCCUGAUCAGGUGGACGAAGGGGUUCAACUGUUCGGGAGUGGAGGGGGAGGACGUGGUGGCCCUGCUGAGGGAGGCCAUUCACAGGAGAGGGGACUAUGACAUCGGCCCUGUUGCCAUGGUGAACGACACCGUGGGGACCAUGAUGAGCUGUGGGUAUCGAGACCGGAGCUGUGAAAUCGGCAUGAUCAUCGGCACAGGGACUAACGCGUGCUACAUGGAGGAGAUAAAGAACGUGAAGCGCGUGGAGGGGGAGGAUGGCCGCAUGUGCAUCAACACGGAGUGGGGCGGCUUCGGGGACGACGGGUCGCUCAGGGACAUCCAGACCGAGUUCGACCUGGAAGUGGACAGAACAUCACUCAAUCCAGGGGUACACACGUUUGAGAAGAUGAUCAGUGGGAUGUAUCUGGGGGAGGUGGUGCGGCUGGUUCUGGUCAAGCUUGCCCAGGAGAAGAUGCUCUUUGGAGGGGAAGUUUCUGAAGCUCUCCUUACGCCGAAUACAUUUAAAACCGAAUACAUCUCUCAAAUAGAAGAAGAGGGGACAGGGCUGGACCGUGCGCGGGAGAUCCUGUUGGAGUUGGCGCUCCCUGCUGGACAGCAGCACUGCCGCAUCCUGCUCCUGGUGUGCAGCACCCUGUCCACCCGCUCAGCCCAGCUGUGCGCCGCUGCCCUGGCAACCAUCGCCAACCGCAUCCGCAGCAACCGUGGGCUGGACCAACUGCACACCACCGUGGGGGUGGACGGCACCGUGUACAAGAAGCACCCCAAGUUCAGCCAGAGACUGCAGGACACCGUGCGCAUCCUGGCGCCCCACUGCAACAUCUCCUUCCUGGUUGAUGAGGAUGGGAGCGGGAAGGGCGCUGUCAUGGUGACGGCGGUUGCCCAGCGACUGGCCAUGCAGUCACGACUGCUGGAGGACACUAUGAUGCCGUUCCGGGUUUCCAUGGAGACGCUGCGUGACGUGAGCGUGCGGCUGAGGCGGGACCUGAUCCGCGGCCUGGGCAAGCACACACACCGCCGCGCGCCCGUCAAGAUGCUGCCCACCUUCGUCAGGGCCACGCCCGACGGCACAGAGAAGGGGGACUUCCUGGCCCUGGAUCUGGGCGGGACUCAUUUCCGUGUGCUGCACGUGCGUGUGCUGGAGGACCAGCAGAAACUGCUGAAGAUGGACAGCCAGAUCUGUGCCAUCCCCCAAGAGAUCAUGCUGGGACCAGGGUCACAGCUCUUUGAUCACAUCGCUGCCUGUCUCUCUGAGUUUCUGGAGUCUCUGGGGCUGAGAGAUCAGGUCCUGCCCCUGGGCUUCACCUUCUCCUUCCCCUGCGAGCAGAAGGACAUCGACAAGAGCAUCCUGAUCAGGUGGACGAAGGGGUUCAACUGUUCGGGAGUGGAGGGGGAGGACGUGGUGGCCCUGCUGAGGGAGGCCAUUCACAGGAGAGGGGACUAUGACAUCGGCCCUGUUGCCAUGGUGAACGACACCGUGGGGACCAUGAUGAGCUGUGGGUAUCGAGACCGGAGCUGUGAAAUCGGCAUGAUCAUCGGCACAGGGACUAAUGCGUGCUACAUGGAGGAGAUAAAGAACGUGAAGCGCGUGGAGGGGGAGGAUGGCCGCAUGUGCAUCAACACGGAGUGGGGCGGCUUCGGGGACGACGGGUCGCUCAGGGACAUCCAGACCGAGUUCGACCUGGAAGUGGACAGAACAUCACUCAAUCCAGGGGUACACACGUUUGAGAAGAUGAUCAGUGGGAUGUAUCUGGGGGAGGUGGUGCGGCUGGUUCUGGUCAAGCUUGCCCAGGAGAAGAUGCUCUUUGGAGGGGAAGUUUCUGAAGCUCUCCUUACGCCGGAUACAUUUAAAACCAAAUACAUCUCUCAAAUAGAAGAAGAGGGGACAGGGCUGGACCGUGCGCGGGAGAUCCUGUUGGAGUUGGCGCUCCCUGCUGGACAGCAGCACUGCCGCAUCCUGCUCCUGGUGUGCAGCACCCUGUCCACCCGCUCAGCCCAGCUGUGCGCCGCUGCCCUGGCAACCAUCGCCAACCGCAUCCGCAGCAACCGUGGGCUGGACCAACUGCACACCACCGUGGGGGUGGACGGCACCGUGUACAAGAAGCACCCCAAGUUCAGCCAGAGACUGCAGGACACCGUGCGCAUCCUGGCGCCCCACUGCAACAUCUCCUUCCUGGUCUCAGAGGAUGGGAGCGGGAAGGGCGCUGCCAUGGUGACGGCGGUUGCCCAGCGACUGGCCAUGCAGUCACGACUGCUGGAGGACAGCGAGGGCGAGGAUGACGAGGAGGAAGAGGGGGAGGAGGAAGAGGGAAACUAACUCUGCUCGUGGAGUCAUUGAAACCAGCACACUGUUGUACACAGAUGGCUGUUUUUAAUGAGUACAACCUACCAAAGACACAGCCUUACGGUACACACCCAGGACAUCAGCCCCGUUCUUACGUGUCUGUGCACGAUAUACAAACAGGCUUAUGUGUCAUUUUAAAGAAUUCAUCAGAUUAGGCAAAUACACUCAGUGACCACUUUAUUGGUUAGACCGGCUGUUUAAUGCAAAUAUCUAAUCAGCCAAUCAUGUGACAGCAACUCAGUGCAUAAAAGCAUGCAGACAUGGUCAAGAGGUUCAGUUGUUGUUCAGACCAAACAUCAGAAUGGGGGAAGAAAUGUGACUUUGACCGUGGAAUGAUUGUUGGUGCUAGACAGGGUGGUUUGAGUAUCUCAGAAUCAGCUGAUCUCCUGGGAUUUUCACAGUUUACAGAUAAUGGUGAGAGGUCAGAGGAGAAUGGCCAGACUGGUCAAAGCUGACAGGAAGGUGACAGCAACACAAAUAACCACACAUUACAACAGUGGUAUGCAGAAGAGCAUCUCUGAACACACAAUGCAUUGAACCGUGAAACGGAUAGGGAUAGGGUUACAAAGGCUACAGCAGCAGAAAAGGUCUAAAUACCUAUUAAAAUGCUCACUGAGUGUAUAUGUGCCCAUUGGAUCACUGGAUUACCUGGAUGAUCUGAUUUUUGUUUAUGACAUAUUUAUUAUGUUUCACCUCCAUAAUUGAGUUCCCAUGCUUCUGGGCUCAUUUAAAAGUCAUCAAAAUAAAACAAUUUUUAAAAAAGUCA
This is a messenger RNA of Conger conger (European conger), 3609 nucleotides long. RefSeq names its product hexokinase-2-like. Gene Ontology annotation, molecular function: D-glucose binding; ATP binding; mannokinase activity. The transcript has 20 exons. Lineage: Eukaryota; Metazoa; Chordata; Actinopteri; Anguilliformes; Congridae. The coding region runs from base 99 to 2816 and encodes 905 amino acids. Gene Ontology annotation, cellular component: cytosol; mitochondrion. The record is from RefSeq and is a predicted model, not a curated record. Gene Ontology annotation, biological process: glucose 6-phosphate metabolic process; glycolytic process; intracellular glucose homeostasis.